Messenger RNA from Phanerochaete carnosa HHB-10118-sp, 234 nucleotides. RefSeq lists its product as uncharacterized. Bases 1 to 234 code for a protein of 77 amino acids. The record is from RefSeq and is a predicted model, not a curated record. NCBI's taxonomy places the organism in Eukaryota, Fungi, Basidiomycota, Agaricomycetes, Polyporales, Phanerochaetaceae. The transcript has 3 exons.
AUGUCAUUCUUUGGUUCCUCGGCUUCUGCAGCUCCUCCCCAGGAGAUGGCAGCCCGUAAGGAGGCCUUCAUACAGUCCAUUCGCGGCGAGAUGGCCCUGGCAAAUGCUCAGGAACUUAUGAGCAAAGUGGGCGAGAAAUGCUUCCAGAAGUGCGUCACUAAGCCCGGCACCUCGUUAUCGUCUUCAGAAGAGGUGCGCUUCACCCAUGUGUCUACCCCGCAAAUUCUGUUUUGA